Heteronotia binoei (common prickly gecko) is the source of this 1095-nucleotide messenger RNA. Its product is annotated as phosphatidylinositol-glycan biosynthesis class F protein-like. Gene Ontology annotation, biological process: GPI anchor biosynthetic process. NCBI's taxonomy places the organism in Eukaryota, Metazoa, Chordata, Lepidosauria, Squamata, Gekkonidae. The record is from RefSeq and is a predicted model, not a curated record. The coding region runs from base 191 to 850 and encodes 219 amino acids. The transcript is spliced from 6 exons. Gene Ontology annotation, cellular component: endoplasmic reticulum membrane.
AUCCGCUUGGUGAUCGCUCAAUGUCAGUUUUAUCACGUUCUUGUUGACGGCGGCCGUAGGCGUAGUGGCGGCUUUGGUUUGUAGUUGAAAGGACGUGGAGUCUCUCAUCUGGUGACUCAUGAAUGUGGCGGGGAAGCUCCUCCCAGUAGCUCGUGGAAGACUUACAGGUGAAAGCUGAAGAAAGAACACCAUGAGACAUACAGAAAUAAAGAGACUGCUUUCUGCUAAUGCUAUCUGUAUAGCUUCCAUUAUUUUAGCAACUCUCAUUCCCUCACUUUUUUUGAAGAACUUCUCAGUCUUGGGAACACAUCUGAUAUGGCUGUGCAUCUGUUCAGCGAGUGUUGGAGCUGUCAACAUAAUUUUGUAUCUUAUCCUUAAACCAAAUCCAUCUAUGAAAAGAAGCUCAGUUGCCCACAAAGUGGCAAAGUUUAUAAGAUGCUGUGUGUACUUCUUCAUGUCCUGUAUCUUAUUUCAUGGAAUAAUUGUUCUUUAUGGAGCACCGUUAAUUGAAUCAGUACUUGAGACCUUCUUAUUUGCAGUUCUCCUUUCUACAUUCACUACUCUGCACUGCUUGUGUCUGCUGGGGCCAAAUUUUCAAGUGUGGCUCCGAGUGUUCAGUAAAAAUGGGGCAUUGUCCAUCUGGGAUAACAAUCUGCAGAUCACAACAAUGUGCAGCAUGGUGGGAGCAUGGUUUGGAGCAUUUCCUAUUCCCCUGGAUUGGGAUCGACCAUGGCAGGUGUGGCCCAUUUCCUGUUCACUGGGAGCCACCUUUGGCUACAUGGCCGGUCUUCUCAUUGCACCUUUGUGGAUAUACUGGAAUAGGAAGCAGCUUACAUACAAAAGCAGAUAAUGGACGCAAAGAAGAGAGAAGGCUUUGUUUGUUUUUGUGCCGAUUCCAUAAAGACUGUGCAGAGACUUCCUUGUGGGUCAAAGCUACCCAAACAUCUUCGAAGCGUCAUUGGGCUUUGUACCUCCUUUCACAGCAUGGUUUGCAUGCUGCGGCAACACGAUGAUGCAUCUGCCAUGAGUCCUAAAUUGUGUUACCCCUGAGAGAUUGUACUUUCCUUCCAGUCCUAAUAAAUUAUUUUGAACAGA